GCGUUUUCAUUCAUCACGUCACUAGUAGUGUCUUUGAGGAGUGAGUUCUGGAAGUUGCCAUAGUGCCGCAUCACUUACAGUCUGCCUCCAUCACACACACACCUCACUGCGGUACUGCACGCGAGCGGUUUGUCACACACACACACUGAAUUAACUAGUUCUUUCCCUUUACCCGCAUCGCAGAUGGAAUAACUGAAUGCCGUUCUUCAUUUAAAGAGCAAAAGAUAAGGCAACGCAUUUUAACUGAGCCGAGGAGAGCAUAGACACGCCUCAAACUGACUGACAUCAGCAUGGGCAUCGAGAGUCAGGGCCCCACCCGGCCUGCAGGAAAUCUCUUACCAAAUCAAAUGAGGACAUUUCAGAAUGUGGAGCCAAAAGCCCUUGGGUCCAUUCAGAUCAUCAUUGCUGUCUUGUGUCUGUGUCUGAGCAUCACCAUUCUUCAGCUCUAUGAAGAGGUCCACUUCUCUCCCGAUGUCAUUGUCGUAGUAGUGAUUGUUGUUCAGUUACUUGUGUCUGGAUCGAUUUUAAUCCAUGCUGGAAGGUUCCCUUCACUGUUCUGGGUGAAAGCCACACUGGUUGCUCACCUGGUUAGUGCAGCAUUUUCUACUGCCGUUCUUGGCCUGCUGUCCCGCCACCUGCCUUACCGCCAGGACACGUACCAUUGUGAGCACUGCAGGAGACUGGAGAUCUAUGCUGUGCAACAACAUUGUUACAAGAAGUGCACUUAUACUGUCGAGAGAAAUUGUAAACUCUUGAUUGAUGGCUUCUUGGCAACCUUGGUGCUGUUUCUGGUGGUGGAGUUGACCAUCUGCAUUGUGACUAUUUUGUUUGGACUCAGUGCUCUGGCUAAAGGUGGCCUGCAGUUACCUGGUUUUGGACAGCAUUCGGCCCUAUUUCAGCCUGAGGCGGCCACCCCUAACCAACCCCAGGUGGAGGUGAUGGUCUCUGAGGUGGAGCCGAUGCCAGAACGUGAGCCUGAGCCAAAAUCUGAGCCAACAGAAGAAAUCCCCAGCCCCCCGACUGAACCUCAAGUGGCCCCCAUUGACUCUAUAACAGACAUUUGA
Molecule: messenger RNA, 1064 nt
Organism: Myxocyprinus asiaticus (Chinese sucker)
Lineage: Eukaryota; Metazoa; Chordata; Actinopteri; Cypriniformes; Catostomidae
Product: high affinity immunoglobulin epsilon receptor subunit beta-like
Exons: 9
Coding region: 291-1064 (257 amino acids)
Cellular component (GO): membrane
Source: RefSeq, a predicted model, not a curated record